AUGGCGGCAGGCAUCACCUACGACGGUGUUGCCAGCGCCGAGGGCGGAAACAUUUUCAAAGACGUGUCUUUCUGGGUCGCUCGUCGCGUGCCCAUGAGAGAUUCCAUCAACAACGGCGGCACUGUUGUGCCCUUGGAGAAGAAUGCGGAUAUCCUCAUCGCGGAUCACGCACGCAAAGACGCCCCCGCGGGAUCCUACUCGUGGAAGUUCGUCACUGAGUCGGUGGAAAAUGGCAUCAUCCAGAUCAAAGACCGCUAUCGCAUCGGUCCGGAUCCAGAUCUCCCAAGGACUGUUGGCUCGACGGAUCGCCCAGGGAAAGCCACGAGAACCCGCUUCACCCAUUCCGAAGACGUUGCCCUCGUCAAGUGGGUGCUUCGCCACGGCGAACACUUCGCUGGCAACAAGAUUUAUCAGGAAUUUGAGCGAGCCAAUCCGCGGCACACGUGGCAGUCCUGGAGAGAUCGGUUCACCAAGAUGCUACAGCCCAGAGGACAAGCCCACCUCGACGAGCUGGCGCGCGAAGCCACUCCCGAACCUGCUGUGCCGGCUGAGGAGGCCCAAAGAGCCCCAAGCGAAGCAGCCGGAGACGCGCAGAAUUCUGCACAUCAGAAGGCGUCGCGGGCCACCCCAAAAAGCCCCGCCCAGAGCAAACGGAAUCAGGCAGGCAGCCACAAGCAGGAUCCCCGAUCGUCUGUUGCCACCCGCGCUUCGGAAACAAGCCGCGAGCCCUCGACCUCGCCCACCACUACACCUGCAAAGUCUGCUCUCGCACAUACUCCAGAGAAGCCAGAGGAGCCAGAGCCGCCCUCGCCCAUCGCCGACACGAGCGAGGAAGACGAGAUGGACACCAUGGCGAGGAUUUUCAUCAACGACAUCCUCACGUACGGAGAAGAGGUCGGCAAAGACAUCGAUCUGGCGACUCGGAUCGGCGAGAAGAUUGUGGGCCUGUGGGAGCUCAGCCAGGCCGUCGAAGCGCAGAAAGUUCACCCCGAUGAGGUGGACUGGUUGAAGGUCGCCGAAGACUUGGGCUACGAUUUUGACCCAACUGGUGAGGUGCCCAAGGAGCUAUGCGACUGCUACCGGGACAACCUUGUCGACUUUCUCGAGGCCAUGGCGGAUUACGAUUCUGGCGGCGAGGAAAUAAAGUCGGGAUCGGACUUGAGCAUCGCGGCACUGCGAGCAUCUCGCUCGCCUGGACUAUUCUUGUCGCCCCCGUCCCCUUCUAAGCCAGCUUCCCACGAAACCGCGACUAAGAAGCGGACGGCCGACAUUGACCAGUCCAACUCCAGCCGCAAAGGCAAGCGCAGACGCCUGGACCCAACCGUGGAGAUACCCUCAACUCCCGAAGAAGAGCUUCAAUCUACGAAGAAACCACUUGUCUCGCAGACAGUGUCGCCAAGCAUCCGCGAAACCUUGACCGGUGGCCGGUCUCAGAGUACGAAUGGGUCGCGGCGUCUCAUGUCCCCGCCGCAUGACGAGGGCUUGACGGAAGAUGAAGAUGCGGCGUUUGAGACUCAAGUUCGUUAUCCGCCAACACUGCAGACGCAGGAAAGCUCUGUCGAAGUCACCCCGUCGCAGCAGUUGCACUCCGAGGCCAUGGAUGUCACACCGAUUCCGCUAGAUCUCCAGAAGAAAACCGGCACCAGCAAGAAGAUGCCGACCACAAGCCCCUCGCCUCCGGGCCCUCAGGUGGACAAGAAGAAGGCCAAGGCCGCCAAACGAAGACUUCCAGCCGCGUUUCGAGAGUCGGACGACACUCCCUCGGCCAACCCAACACCCAGCUCCCCCGGUCCGCAGACUGGUAGCUCUGCACAAACCCAUUCCCCAAAGGCUUCGAGCAAGGACGACCAGCUAGGAAUUCGUUACUGGGUUGACCAUUACCAGGCACUGGGAUACUCUCAUAAGAUUGUUGUCGAGGCGAUGGAUCGCACUACUUUGACCCCUGGUUUUCUUGCCGUGACGGUCAUGAACAGCCUUCGAGAUGGUCAGGGUGUGCCCAAGGACUGGGAAGGGGUGUGGACCGACCGCGACGACACCGUACUUCGACGCGUCGAUGCAUCAAAGGCGGCAGGGUCGGCGGCAAAUGCCAAGGCGAUUCGCAAAGCCCAGAAGGACGAGCAACGCCUGCGGAACAAGCAUACCGAGGAUGGCGUGGCGCUGCGCCGACAAUACUUGAAGGACAAGGACAGCAUUGAAAAGGAAUAA
This is a messenger RNA of Purpureocillium lilacinum, 2205 nucleotides long. The record is from RefSeq and is a predicted model, not a curated record. NCBI's taxonomy places the organism in Eukaryota, Fungi, Ascomycota, Sordariomycetes, Hypocreales, Ophiocordycipitaceae.